Rotaria sordida is the source of this 891-nucleotide messenger RNA. The record is from the annotation of a GenBank genome assembly. NCBI's taxonomy places the organism in Eukaryota, Metazoa, Rotifera, Eurotatoria, Philodinida, Philodinidae.
AUGAGCACCAAAUCAUUUCGUUCAUGUUUUAUUUUAUUAUUCAAUUUAAUUAUUUUUAAUAAUUAUAUAAAUGCUGAUCAACAUAAAAUUAUUCUUAAUAGUUUAUUUACACAAUCAUCUUAUCCAUCAAUUAAUUUUGCUCUCAAACAAAUUAGAUCAUUACAGAUGGAUAUUGUAUUUGAACUUAAUACAACAGAAGAUAUUAUUAUUCCUUGUGAUGUUGGUACAACUGUAAAAAUACUUUUUAAUAUAAUUAAUCGAACAAAUUUAUUGAAUGUUUUAAUAAGUGAUGCUUGUCAAAGUGUACUUAGUUAUAUAGCUGAAGCAGCAACUUAUUUCCAUAUACCAUUUUCAUUUACUGAAAGUGAUUUAUCUUUAUCAUCUAUUGAUUGUUAUCCAUUUUUUUAUCAUAUUGUGCCAUCAGAUCGUGGUCAUAAUUUAGUACGUAAACAACUUUUACAAUAUUUUAAUUGGACACGAUUUGGUUUAAUUUAUCAACAUGGAUCAAAAUAUACAUGGGUAGCUAAUGAUUUAUCCAAUUUAACUGCUAUUGAUAAAAAACAAUGGGAAGUUAAUUUAACACGAGGUAUAGCUUAUCGUCAUGAAUUAGAAUGGCAUGAUGAUAAUGCAAAAAAUAUGAAAGGAUUACUCAAUGAUUUUGAAACAAGAGAUGUUCGAAUCAUUAUUGCAAAUUUUAAUCAAACAAUUGCAACUCAUAUGUUUUGUCAUGAACAACCAAGUUAUGUAUUAGAUUAUUUAGAACAAUUUUCUAAAUUCGAAAGAAAUUAUUUUGAUGCUUACGCAUAUGAUACAAUAUGGAGUUUAGCAUAUCUUUAUCAAUCGAAAUUUUUAUCUAAUGAAACAAAUCUUAAAACUCUUGUAGAUAAUUAA